GCUGGGUGGGAGCGAGUGAGGGAAGAUCGGCCCGAGGCGGCGGGAUAGUGGCUGUGUACGGGCGGACUGAGGAGGGUGGAGGUGUCUCACAGCCUGGGCGGAGGUUACAUUGUGGUUGUGAGAAGAUGUCGGCAGCAGACAAACGGGUGGUGGAGGAAUGGCUCUCUGAGUUCAAGAUGUUGCCUGAGACCUCCAUAUGCAGUUAUGCUUCAAGUUUGAACUGCAAGAGUACUCUGGUUUCGGAGUUGUACACAGUCAUCAGUGAAUCACGCAGUGAGUUGUUGGAGCCAGUUUGCCACCAGUUGUUUGAAUUUUAUCGCAGUGGAGAGUUUGAACUCAAGAGAUUCACUUUACAGUUUCUCCCUGAACUAAUAUGGAGCUACCUUUCUGUUGUAUUGGCACGGGACAUGCACAGUAGUGGCUGCAUUGAGGCUCUUCUCUUGGGCAUCUACAACUUGGAAAUUGUGGAUAAGGAUGGAUGUAGCAAAGUGUGUUCUUUUACUGUGCCAUCCCUAUCAAAACCAUCAGUGUACCAUGAGCCUUCUAGUUUUGGUUCUAUGGCACUUACAGAAGGCGCUUUAUCUCAGCAUGGCUUGACUAGAGUGGUACAUACUGGACCUCAUUGUCAAAGGGAAACGUUUACAGCACAAAACAGGUUUGAAGUAUUGACGUACCUGUUGCUAUGUUACAAUGCAGCUUUAAUCUACAUGCCUUCUCCUUCUCUACAGUCUCUGUGCCAUAUGUGUUCUAGAGUGUGUGUUAGUGGAUAUCCAAGGAAGUUGCAGAAGAAAUAUGAAAAUGUCAACAGCAGAAUACCAGUCUCCCCAGAGUUUAUGGUACACAUGUUAACAGCUGUUUAUUAUGCUAUAUAUAAUGGAGAAUGGGACUUGGCUUGCAAAGCUCUGGAUGAUGUGUUGUAUAGAGCUCAAUUGGAAAUGUUUCCAGAACCUCUACUGGUUGGAAAUGCAAUCAAAAAUACAUUGCCCCCUUCUGCCCUAAAAUCUUCAAAAGAUGCACCACGGUGUAUUCAGGUAGAGAUAACUCCAACCUCAUCCAGAAUAUCUCGGAAUGCAGUCACGAGUUUAUCGAUACGAGGACAUCGAUGGAAGAGGAAUGAAGCAACUUUAGAAGUCCAGGAGGAACUCAUGAACAUCACUGAAGUAGAUGAAAGAUUUUAUUCCACAUCUUCCAAUACAGUUGUGGUAACUACUAAUAACAAAGUAUCUGCUGGAAAGGCCCAAUGGCAACCACUGGGUAGCAAACCAGGCAAAGAAAUAGCAGAUGAAACCUGCCAGGUAUACCUUGCUCAUAAACACCAGUCUCAAAGAGCUGUGAGUGAGAAUUUUGACCUUUUGUCCAUGAAAAGAUUGACUCUAACAAACAGCCAGUCCCUACCUAAAUCUGGAAGUCAGAGUCUGGCAAACACCUCUACGGUGCUCUUCAGUAAGUCAUUUGAACAGGUUAGUGGAGUGUUUAUUGGAAGUAGAAAUGCAGCAGAAUCAAACAGAUUGUCAGCCUGUAGUCUUCAGGAUGAUAGACUUGUGUCAGAUCGUGACCUUCAGGCCUCCAUCACACAACAGAAGCAACAAUGUUCAAUGAAUUUUAAUGUUCAUCUCUCAACAGAUAUGUAACUUUGCAAGUUGGAUAUUAAAGAAUUUUUUUUCAGAAUUUUUUAUUGAGCAAAUAUUUUCAAUUUCUUAAUGUACCUGUGUAAAAUUGAACAAUGAAAAGUAAGGUUCAUAAUGUGUAUAUUAAUGAAUAUUCUAAUUUUGGCUUGACCUAUUUUGAAGAAUUGACUCUUUUAGAAUAGUAAAAAACCAUGAACAUUGAAGAAUUGGCCUUGUAAUAUUUUUUCUGUUGUAAUGGGUUUAAUUAUUUCUACCACAUUUAAUUGAAUUGUAUUUCAAAGGGAGAAAAAUACUAUAGUAUAAAAGCUGUGAGCUUUGAAAUAGCUAUAUACUGUACAUGUAGAAUUUUGAUAUGAAUUUUAACUGGAUCUUUCACCCUGCAUGCAUUUUUGAAUUUAUGAUCUGUACAUAUGCUUCAGUGCCUUUUUCAAAGACCUUUUUUUUUACAAACAAGUGCUGCUUGAAAUCAGUACCUAUUCCUAUUUCUGAUAUCUCCUUGCAUUAACAAUUUCAGAAUUUCAUUGUUAAUCUCAAUGUGCUCUAGAAAUUAAAAUGCUAACUUGUGGAACAAAUAAAAGAGUUUGUUGGAAAGUUGCAAAAGCCAAUCCCAUUAUUGUGGUUCAGGCUGUCACGUAAGUAUUCUGAACAAAAAUAUACAAUGUUAAUUUGAUGUUUCCAGACAAAUGGCUUAUUGUAUUUAAAUUGCACAUUAUUGUUCAAUUGUUCAGUUUAGAAAUGGCCUCAAAGCCAAAAUACAUUUGGGAAAUAAAAUUAAUUGAAAUUAUUUUGCAAAAGAUAAUUUCAUGUUUAGCUUCCUUGGACAAAUUGCUGUAUAACUUGAAUCAUAUUAAUUUCUGAAUUGUUUAAAUGUUUUUUCUUAGCAAUAUAUUUCUGA
This is a messenger RNA of Hypanus sabinus (Atlantic stingray), 2523 nucleotides long. It is a transcript of the gene hycc1, whose product is annotated as hyccin PI4KA lipid kinase complex subunit 1. The coding region runs from base 126 to 1631 and encodes 501 amino acids. The transcript has 11 exons. The record is from RefSeq and is a predicted model, not a curated record. Gene Ontology annotation, cellular component: plasma membrane. NCBI's taxonomy places the organism in Eukaryota, Metazoa, Chordata, Chondrichthyes, Myliobatiformes, Dasyatidae. Gene Ontology annotation, biological process: protein localization to plasma membrane; phosphatidylinositol phosphate biosynthetic process.